CCUGCGCCAGACCAUGCAGACAUAUAUGAAAAGCAUAACACGACUUUGAGCACCCUUUAAUUUUUUCAAUAUCUCUCUCUCUCUCUUUCUCUCAGCGAAGACGCGGCGAGGAUCGAAAUGAGUCGGUCACAAGAGGGAUCGCUGAUAUACAGCUUCGUGGCGCGGGGCACGGUGGUGCUGACCGAGCACACGCAGUUCACCGGGAACUUCCCGGCCAUCGCCACCGAGUGCCUCCAGCGACUCCCCUCCGGGAGCAGCAAGUACACCUACAAUUGCGACGGGCAUACUUUCAAUUUCCUGGUCGAGGACGGCUACGCUUACUGCAUCGUUGCUACUGAAUCUGCGGGCAAGCAAAUCCCAUUUGCGUUUUUGGAGCGUUUAAAAGAGGACUUCAAGAAAAGAUACGGAGGCGGGAAAGCGGAUACAGCUGUCGCCAAAAGUCUCAGUAAGGAGUUCGGGCCUGUAAUGAAAGAGCAGAUGAAGUACACCAUAGACCAUGCUGAGGAGAUUGAUAAGAUGAUGAAAGUGAAGGCUCAAGUUUCACAAGUCAAGAACAUAAUGAUGAAUAACAUCGACCAGGCAAUGGAUAGGGGGAUAAAACUUACAGUUCUAGAGGACAAAGCUGAGAAUCUCCAUAACGAGGCUCAGAUAUUCAAGACAACGGGGGGAGCAAUCCGGCGGAAGAUGUGGUAUCAGAACAUGAAGAUCAAGUUGGCUGUGCUCGGGAUCGUGCUGCUUCUCGUGCUGAUAAUCUGGCUCUCUAUAUGCAAAGGGUUCAAUUGCAGCAAUUAGUCACGUUUGUGCACGUGCCGACUAUAGUCGAGUCUUGCGACGUUCAUGAAUCUACACACUUUCUCAAUCUCUUCUAGUCGGCUUGAGAGUUUUGUCAUCGUCAAAAUUUCGCUCCUUGUGCGCUAGCACACACGAGUGCUUGUACCUGGAGGGACAUAUUGACUGUUGUAUUCUGUUCUUGUUCAUAUAGUAAAUUGAUUUUUCAAA
Messenger RNA from Syzygium oleosum, 999 nucleotides. RefSeq names its product vesicle-associated membrane protein 724-like. Gene Ontology annotation, biological process: vesicle-mediated transport. Gene Ontology annotation, cellular component: membrane. Bases 118 to 792 code for a protein of 224 amino acids. The transcript has 5 exons. NCBI's taxonomy places the organism in Eukaryota, Viridiplantae, Streptophyta, Magnoliopsida, Myrtales, Myrtaceae. The record is from RefSeq and is a predicted model, not a curated record.